AUGUCUCAUGCUGGGUUUCCACCCUCAACCAAUUCUGCCUCUAUUCCCUUCAUGAUAACUUCUACGUCACGUCAGAAACUCUACGAACUGGAAUAUACCAAAGACCAAGUAGACUCUCUCUCACCUUCACAAGCACUCAUCAUUCUUACACAUAACUUCAAACCAGAAACGUACGGCGCGUAUAUUCGCGCCACAUAUCAACCGAAAAAAACGCCAGAACUUGAUUUGGAUUUGCCUCCGGUUAUUCAGCUGGGAGGUAGUGUUGGUGAUGAGAGUGUUAAUGAUAGUAGCGGAUCACUUUCGAAUGAGCAUGAUUAA
Ambispora leptoticha is the source of this 318-nucleotide messenger RNA. NCBI's taxonomy places the organism in Eukaryota, Fungi, Glomeromycota, Glomeromycetes, Archaeosporales, Ambisporaceae. The record is from the annotation of a GenBank genome assembly.